AACUUUCAUCCAAGUUGAAUUACUAUAGAGAAAGUGCUAAGAAUCGCGACGGCCCGAAUAAAUAAGUUUAUCUUACGACCGAAAACCUGCAGCAAAAGAAGCAUGACGGAAGCUGGAUGCAAUCGGCGCCUUAAUCCGGCCAUAGGGUCUCCCCUUCGCGCCCUGUAGCCACAUCCUGUCCCCGCGCUCGUCGUUUCAUUGCGCAGGAACCCGGGGGAUGGGCGCAAGACUCCCGAAGGGCCACGUCCAAUAGAACUUCCCGAACAGAGAGAGCGCGAGCCUUGCCGCACUCCUGGGCAGGCGCCGCAGCAUCUCCCGCGCUCUGGCACGCCUAACCUCCCAGACCGCAAGAGAGGGCAGGAGCGCGCGCUGGCCGACCUCCUCUCUCCACCCAUCCCCGCGCGCGCGCUCAGACUUUAAAUCCCUUGGCUGGGGCUGAGGGCUGGCGGGCAGAAUGGGAGGGGGGAGGAAAGAGUCCCUUCAACGGCAAGGCACACCUCGUGAGCCGGCAUUGGCCGCCGCCACUCGCUUCUCAUUGAUUGGCUGCCGGCUUGCUACAGCUCCUCCUAAUUGGCUCUUCGGAUUUUGGAUACCAGAUUUAAACCUUUUAAAAGUGCUCAGAAAAGCGAUUCCACCCAGGGUAGAUGGAGGCUGGCUGCUAACACCCACAGACCGACUUUGAAAAAGAAAGCGCGAAAGGAGGCAGCGCUUGCCAGCUAGGAAACCAGCCGCUUCAGGGUACAUUUAAAAGAUACAUUUGAAAAGCUAGCCUAACCAUUGAAAAUGAAACGUGAUUUUAAUCAUAGCCAUGUUUACUGUGGGCCUUCACCAUUAAAAAUAACUGGAACAGAAACAAAAUCAGAAGAGCCUUGUUCUGAGAGUUACGAUGAAAAAUGUUGUAAAAGCUGUACCAGAGAGAAGCUAUUCUAUAGUGACCUGCACCGUGCAAGUCCCAAGAGUUUCACCCUGAAAAGUGAAGAAAAGCCUGUGCAUAAUAAAGAAAACCAACAAGUAUCACAGGGGCAUACUGAAAGCGCCAAUGAAAUUGACAAUGAAAAUGAAGACAGUGGAUAUUCCUCUUUGUUGGGCAUUCAACACAAACCCAGUGACAAUGAUGACAGCAUGUUAUUGGCAGGGAAUAUCAACAAUACAUCAAAUCAUAGUUUCAAUCCAAGAAAAAAUUUACUUCCAGUCCUCCAUUUUGAAGAACUUGUCUGCUCAACUUUGAAAAAAACUAGCAAAAGAAAUCCAAAGUCAUGGGCUCUUGUCUUAGAUAAAAUGGCUUCGAGGAAAAUGGAAUUUGUGAAUCUCAUUGGCAAAAAAAUGGGAUUAGAUAAGCUAGAUAUUCUUGGAGAAUUAUUUCAUGGCAAAUUCAGACAUCUAUUAGCAAACAUCUUAAUACAUCUUAGCUACACUGACUUGAUAAACAUGGCUAAAGUUAGCAUAACAUGGAAGAAAAUUCUACUGAAUGACAAGUGGGCUUUCCAAAUGUAUAACAAAGCACUAAAGCUCAGUUUGCAGAAUAGCAACGCAGUAGCUGCCAAACACUCUGAUACGAGGGAAUAUGCUCUCCAUCGUGAACCAUUAACUUAUAUUCAGAAAGUAGCAACUAUGCAAAUCAACUUCUCUAAAAAAACAUCCCGAAUCAAAGCAAACAACCAGAGUAAUCAGAGCUCUCCCUCUUUCAGCCGGCAUUCACAAUUUUCUGAGGUGGCCAAGACUUUAAAAAAUACUGAGAGCCUGAAAGUUUGCCAUCGCUGUGGUUCCCCUGCAAAAUACGAUUCCCAUCUGCAAAGGGCAACGUGUGUCCGAGACAGCUGUGGUUUCGACUUUUGCACAAAGUGCUUGUGCAGCUACCAUAGUGCCAAGGAUUGCAUCAUUGGAAAGCCUGUGAAAACAUCCUUCAGACUAGGACCUCUUCCUGGUAGCAAAAAAAGCAAACAGAAUUUACGAAGACUAUAAUUUUCCUGACAUAAAUUUUAGCUAGAGUAUCGUAUAUUUCACUUAUAGGUUCAGAAGAGGAGCGAAUGUGAAAAUUGUGGUUGUCUAAUUUAAAAAAUGCAGUGAUUUUUUAAAAAAAUCUAUUUUUAAAGUUUUUUUCCCAGAUGUCUUCCUCUCCCCUUCUUAGAAAGAUGUUCAGCAGAAUUUUUAAACUAUUUCUAGGUUUACAUGGGAACCUGGCAACCCUGACUUGGCAAACAGACUGAAAGUGGAUUUUUAUUAAGUUGGGGGUAGUAAAAGUAACAUGUGUUUUUAAGGGUUUGUUUUGUGUCCUCUAACUUCAUGCCUUCUGGAGUUUUUACAAUACAAACUAUAAUAAGCGAAGGAUAUUUAAUGUAUUUGCAGUGCCAAAUUUUUAUUAAUUGAGUUUCAUCUGACCCAAACAUUAAAUAUAUGAAUAGGAUAGGUUUUUGUAACCACACUUGUCCUAAUAACUGCUGAAACGUAGUGUUGUCCUGUCCAUUUCAUCUUCAUUACUGGGUAAAUAUGCCUAGAAAUGUAUAUACUUGUAAAUACUUAAAUAUUUGUCUGUCUAUAUGAAAAAUAAAAAUUAACUUUAUAAAUAAAA
Messenger RNA from Candoia aspera, 2569 nucleotides. RefSeq names its product F-box protein 5 (gene FBXO5). NCBI's taxonomy places the organism in Eukaryota, Metazoa, Chordata, Lepidosauria, Squamata, Candoiidae. The transcript is spliced from 5 exons. Gene Ontology annotation, molecular function: protein binding. Gene Ontology annotation, biological process: negative regulation of meiotic nuclear division; regulation of mitotic nuclear division. The record is from RefSeq and is a predicted model, not a curated record. Gene Ontology annotation, cellular component: nucleus. Bases 784 to 1962 code for a protein of 392 amino acids.